CAAGCACGAAGGUCGUCUGUGGGUCGCGCGGCGGCGGUGGCGGCGGCUCGGCUUCGCCGGCAAACCGACACCGUACCGAGCGAGCGCGCCGCCGCCGAUCGCAGUAGCAGUGCUCCGGUCGUCCAGACCUCCCGACACACUCGCGCGCAUGCUCUUCCAAACCGCCGCCGCCACCGCCACCGCCGUCCGGGGCGAAUGAUAAUAACAAUAACAAUAACAAUAAUAAUAAUAAUACAAAUAAUCACAACAGUAACAACACAUACACACACAUAGUACACGGCGCACAGAGAGCGUUAUAUUUUUUGAAGCUCUCGUUUGUUCUUUCGUCCAGCUCAUCGGAAGUAAUAUAAAAUUGGAUAUUUACCUGCUGAAAGUUCGAUAGGCAUAAUAAUAUUAUACUAUAUCAUACUUAAAACAUUCUUGGAAAAAUCUUUUUGACGGUUUGUCGCGAGUGCAUACAAGUAUAGUCCAAACGAUAAACAGAUAAAUAAAAUAUCAUAGCGACAGCUUCCGCUGCACACAAGCGAGGCGACAGACGCGCACUGUCGGUGCGGGGCAGUACAUCGGGAUCGGGAUCGGUCACGAGCUGCAGCAGCGAGGAGCGGAACAGCAUCAGCACCAGCAACAGCCAAAGUUCUGGUGCCCGGUCAGUGGAACCCAAGAUCACGAUGACAACAGAGACGACCGGCCGACGCAGUGCACAGUGAGCAGUCGUACAAUACGACGGCGCAGUAACCCCGCAGAAUUAUUAUCAUUAUAGUUACGUUACCAAUAUGGCAGCAUUCAAGGGCCGAACCGGGACAGCAGCCGAUGACAAGGAGGCGGCAGACGCCAUGCUGGCCACCACCGUGAUAGGCGGCGUCACCACGGUCACCGACGACGACGACGACGACGAUGAUCGCGACUUGCAGUGCGGCAUAGGGCCGUGCAGGUCCAAGUGGAUGCAGGUGUUCGCGUCCAAGCAAGUGUUCCUGGCCACGUUCUGUUUCAGCUGGGUGCUGCAGGGCAUGUUCUCCACGUACUUCGUUAGCGUGAUCACCACGUUGGAGAAGCUGUUCCAGCUGCAGAGCAAGACCAUGGGACUGGUGCUGAGUGCCACCGAAAUCGGACAGAUCGGAUCGUCCUUGUUGCUCACAUACUACGGCGGCCAGGGACAUCGGCCCAGGUGGAUAGCUUCCAGCAUGGUGCUGUUCGGUGUUGCUGCCUUCGCGUGCUCGUCGCCGCACUUCCUGUUCGGCCACCACCAGUAUUCGCCGUCGGCUUCGAUGAUGAGCGGCGGUGUGGCCGGGUCGGCUGGAAACUCGACCAACGACUAUUAUCCUUCCAACGUGUGCGUGGCUCCCGACCUCAGCAUCGGUGCCGAAGGUAGUCCUCGGCCACCGGUGCAGCAACACGACAUGUGCGAACAGAACGAACUAUCCGAACAGUUGGAACAGUCCAGAAACACGCAAAUUGUGUUGGCCAUAUUUUUCACCAGCCUGCUGGGAGUGGGCAUCGGACAGACUGCCGUUUACACGCUGGGCAUACCGUUCAUCGACGACAACGUGGCCAGCCGCGAGUCGCCACUGUACUUCUCCAUCACGAUUGGGGUCCGCAUACUCGGACCCUCUUUUGGGUUCCUGUUGGGCGCAUUGUGCACCAGCCUGUACGCUGACCUGAGCAGCGAGCCCAACAUGGAUACCAACAACCCGCGGUGGGUGGGCGCCUGGUGGCUGGGCCUGGUCGGCAUUUCGGCCACUCUGUUGUUGGCCUCCGUGCCGAUGUUCGCGUUCCCCAAGCGGUUGCCUGGUCCGCCGUCGGCCACCAAUGCCGCCCUGAAAAAGCAGCACCCACCCCAGCGAGCCGUCAACGGGUGCGCCGAUGUAUCCCUGUCUUUGCCACCACCUCCCCCUUACGACGGCUCGUCGGACGUGCCCAAGACGCCUAAGCUCAAAGAUUUUCCGACCGCCGUCAAGAGGCUUCUGAAAAACGACAUGCUCAUGUACAGGACCGCGAGUAGCGUGUUCCACCUGUUGCCACUGGCUGGCAUCUACACGUUCCUGCCCAAGUAUUUCGAGUCACAAUUCCACUUUCCCACGCACACCGCCAACAUGGUCACAGGCAUUUACGGAAUUAUGGUCAUGGGCAUUGGAAUCAUAAUAUCGGGAAUAUUCAUACUGAAGAAAAAUCCAAAUGCCAGAGCAGUGGCCGCGUGGAUCGCGUUUACGGCCCUGGCAUACGCCAUCGGUAUGUGCAUUUUAAUGUUUUUCGGAUGUCCAACUACGAAUAUCACAGGAUUGCGAUACGACGAACUGGAUCAGCCCAAGUUCGAGUCACCGUGCUCGGACCGAUGUGUGUGCGACGAGGAGAUGUUCAGUCCGAUUUGUGGCGUGGAUGGGAUAACUUACUUCUCGGCGUGCCACGCCGGAUGCCGGAAUCAGACGUUUGGAAAAGAGUACAGCGCUGGCUACAAGUUCACGGACUGCCAGUGCAUGAACAGCAACGCCACUGAGGCGUAUCCGGGCUCGUGCAAAGACGAUUGCGAGGACUCAGGCUUCUGGUACAUAGCUCUGUUCUCCUUGUUCGUGUUCAUCCAUUCCACUUCAGAGGUGGGCAGCAUGUUGCUUAUACUUCGGUGCGUACAUCCUCAGGACAAGGCCAUGGCUCUCGGGCUCAUACAAUUCGCCAUAGGCCUAUUCGGUAACGUUCCUUGCCCCAUACUAUACGGAGCAGUCGUCGACUCUGCCUGUCUCAUAUGGGAAAUGACGUGCGGAAAACAAGGAGCGUGCUCUCUGUACAACUCGGACUCGUUCCGUAUCUUCUACCACGGUGUUACUGGACUGCUGAUGAUGUGCGCCUUUUUCGUUGAUAUAAUUGUCUGGUACAAGGCGGGGAGUAUAAGCUUUGAGGACGACCAUCAACUGCCGAUUAACGAGGAAGAACUGAGCCAACUGACACCUAUAACUGACAAAACCGAAACGACUGUUUGACUAAAGUAGAUGGUACUAAAGAACAUCAACAUCAACACGAUAUGUCAUGUUCCUUAUUCAUAACCUCGGAGAGAUCUGUUUAAUUGUUAUUGAAUUUUAUACGGAUUAAAUGUAUAAAUUUUUCAUUUAUAACUUAUGUAAAUAUAUAAGGUAUAUUAUAAAUGUUUUUAAUAAUUUUACGCAAGUCAAAACAUGACAAAUUUAUAUUAUAAUGAUCACCACAAGGUGCUUUCAAUUUAUAUAAAAAAGUAGCAUCACUUACAGUUUAUAUAGAUAGAAUAAUUAUUUUCGUUCCUUACCGGUACAAUAAUACAUUUAUUGUAGGCAACGAAAAAUAAACAAUAGAAUUUUUUUUAUAUGUUUUUUAUUAG
Messenger RNA from Myzus persicae (green peach aphid), 3340 nucleotides. RefSeq names its product solute carrier organic anion transporter family member 3A1 (gene Oatp74D). Gene Ontology annotation, biological process: transmembrane transport; sodium-independent organic anion transport. The transcript is spliced from 9 exons. Gene Ontology annotation, cellular component: membrane. The record is from RefSeq and is a predicted model, not a curated record. Bases 774 to 2969 code for a protein of 731 amino acids. NCBI's taxonomy places the organism in Eukaryota, Metazoa, Arthropoda, Insecta, Hemiptera, Aphididae. Gene Ontology annotation, molecular function: protein binding.